Messenger RNA from Cynoglossus semilaevis (tongue sole), 5084 nucleotides. Its product is annotated as centrosomal protein of 95 kDa. The coding region runs from base 209 to 2746 and encodes 845 amino acids. Gene Ontology annotation, cellular component: spindle pole; centrosome. The record is from RefSeq and is a predicted model, not a curated record. Lineage: Eukaryota; Metazoa; Chordata; Actinopteri; Pleuronectiformes; Cynoglossidae. The transcript has 25 exons.
GAAACAGAGAACGAGCGUAAUGCCCAAUCAAACAAGACUUCAAUUUUAAAUGAGAACUGAUACUUUGUUCUGUUGUAAUACCUAAAACCAGAAAACCGACCUAAUAACUGACAUCUACCAUCAAGUCUUACAUAUCUGAGGAAUACAUUUUAUCCAAUAUCUGUUGGAUGUUGAGGAACUCCAGCUGCCUCUGGCCGACAGCUGUUUGAUGGGACCUCAAGAGGGAGAGAAGGACUGGGUGGAUGUGGCAAAUGAUCUGUUCAACAAGUGUCACGUGAACCUGAGGCUGAGGAAACUGACAGAUUGUGAUGCACAGGUGUUCACUGCUUUGUAUGAGAACAUUUUGGGGGAAAAGGUUCCAGAUUAUAUUGCAGAACCAUGCAGUCAAGAGGACGAUGUUCACAAUGUUCAGUCUGUAAUUGAUUCCCUCUCUCUGGAUUACCUUCAGAUCAGCCUCUCACACAUAACAGGAGAAAAUGUUGUCAGGGGAGACAAGGAGUCUAUCAAAAACCUACUGGAAAUCUUCGAUGGCCUUGUGGAAUACCUCAAUGAGGAGAUAAAUGAGGAGUCACAGAUAAUUGAGAGGGAACAGACUGACAAGUUGACCGAAAAUGUCUUCAAUCAAAGUAACGAAUCAACAAGCUACACUAUCAAAGAGCACAAGGAGGGAGUGUCUUCACCUUCCACUGAAGAGUCUGUUUCCCAGGCCAGUAAAAACUCCCUUAGUCACUGGAACAAAGAGACGGAUCGACCUUCUGUUCCAACAUUUGGGUCGGAGGACACUCCUUCCAUGUUUACAGGCAAACAAGAAGGACUGGCUUCUCAUCCUCAUGCUUCAGUAGCCAUCGACGGCUCUGGUCCUUUGGAUGCUCAGGAUGCUGUGACUGAACCUGUGCACUUGGCUGUUGCACUGAAGCCUCCCAACCAGAGUCAAACUCUUUACACACCACAGACAGACUCUCGCCCUCUCAUGCAUACUGCAAAUGGUGCUGGUGUCAGUUCUGAACAAACAGAGGAAAGUUUGAGGAAUGUUUCAACAGAGAUCCCCAAACCAGCAGACCAGACCGCGGUUACCAAUGGAUUCCUGUCCCCUCCCUCUUCUCAGUCAGCAGAUGUGGCUGAGGAGUCCUUACCCAGUCAUCACAGAGCUACAGCCAGUGUGGUGGAAGACUCACUUGGGCAAACCAACACAGUACCAAGAUGGUCAUUAUUGCUCAACCAUCCAGAUGAGUGUUUUAUACCCGAGCAGAAUGGUGCAACGUCCACUUCUCCACCAGACACUGAUGAAGAAAGAGAGGACUAUCUCCGUAAUAAUAGAAUAUUUCAGGGCAAAAGGUCUCAUCACAUGAAAGACCACAGUAAACUGCCAGAGGAACGUUUCAAAGAUCCUCCGUUGUAUUGCAGACAAAGAAACAGGAAAGCAGAAGAGGAACUGCAUCUUAUAUCUGAAAAUCUCUCUCACAGGCUUGAGGAACUAGAUGAGAUGCUUAAACGGGUUCUUGAAGAAGCAGGAGAGGACAGUGAGGUCAGAGAAGCUGACACGGAAUGUCACAGGAGUUCCAGAGGGCACAUGGGUGUUAGUUUCUUCCUUCCCGGAGAGCCAGAGAACGCAACGGCAGCGGGUUCGAGUCUGGAUGAGAGGAGACAAACCAACCUAACAGUUACUGAUCAUUCAAAACGAGACAAGUCUGGUCACAAACCGUCCCACAGAAAUCACAUUAAGCAUCCACGCAAUAAAGCCUAUGAGGAAGAACUGAAAAGAUUUGAAGACAAAAAGCGAGCAGCACUGGACGAGGCUCACCUCACAGCACAGGAGGUUGAGCAGGAGUACUGUGAGACCAUGGAGAAGGAUGUCCCUCAGCUGUUCUCAGGUAGCAAGAAGGUCCACCGCAAGUCACGUCAAACACAAACAGGCUCAGUAAUGAGACGACAUAAUCUCCCCAGGAACGCUCCAUCCAUAAAUGUUCGGGAGAAUGAACUCCUCCCUGUGCUCCUGAAAGAAAUGCCACACCUCCAGAUUUCCCCUGAGGCCCUGGGUCGGAUGUGGGAGCAGCAGCUGCAGCAGGUGGACAGACUUCACUCCAUGUCUUUGUCUCAAAGCCAGAAUCACCAUAAACUCAUCAGUCAGCUGGAGGAAGAACGGAGAAAACAUGACUUGCUGGUGGAGAUUACCCGCAAAGAGCGAGACCACAACAGACGUUUGAGGGAGUUCAAAGAGCACAUCCAGCAACAAAGGUCGUCACAAAAUCGACUGAAAGAACAGAGACAGCAGAUCGCACGGGCGAAGAAGUACCACAGAGAAUACCACGUCCAACACCGCGCUCGUUUGAUGAGGGCACGCACUAAGGAGGAGAAGAUGUUUCAGAACCUGUUCAAGGAAGGAUUGGAGAUUCAAAAAGCUCGUUUGAGAGAACAGAGGACCUAUGCCAAGGAGCAGCAACUGGAGAGUCAGAAACGUCACCAGGAUCGCAUGACGUCCAUGGAGAACUACUACAAAGACCAAUUUUCACUGUUGGCUGAUAGACUUGCACAAGAGCAGCAGGAGAUUCAGGUUCGGAAAAAAGCUCAAGAAAAGGCACUACAGAAGUUGAAGCGAGAGCUGCGCUCGAGGAUGGAGCGUGACAUUACUGAACUGCAGAAAGUCAUUGUCCGAAAUGAUGAAGACGACUACUUUGAGGAUUUAGAGGUCCAGAGUCUGCGAAAUCGGAUCAGCAGGGCGUCUUUCAAGACAAGCCCCCGUCCUUGAAGGGUGAACAGGGUUGUUGUUCCUAGUUGGAUGCAACAGUGAACAAAUACUGUUCAUACAACUUAAAGGUAUGAGGUACCGAGGGCUGAGCACAGAUGUAGAGGAGACACAUUGAGGUCUUCUCAAUGUCCUGACUGAUCAUGAAUGGAAAAGAAAUAUGCGACCAAGUGCAACCUUUGACUAACUCUUUCUCACAGCUGCUAUGUGUUAACUCCAUUGGACCAAGUCACUUUUUUAAAUGGUUUUAUUAUUAUUAUGACAUUCACAGGAAUUCAGUAAAAUGUUCUUCUUCCUGCCAAACAGGGACCACAUUAAUGCAAAGUUAGUCAUCUGCAAGGUGUUUAACCUCAUUUUUAUCCUCAUGUACGAUGUCUUCCUUAAUAUUUUAACCAUGCCAGAAGAGUAUUUAUUUUUUAACUUUAUUGUUGUUGAUUGACAUGGUUUGUACUUAAUGAUCAACAAAGUGAUGAUAAUCAUGUGAGAAAUAACGUCUCUGUUUUGCAUGCAGAUUUUGAAUUGUUUCUUCAGGUUUUUGAAGUGUGAAGUGUUUUUCUGCAAAAAGUGUGAUAUUCAAAGGUUCAAUUCCCUGUCUGUUUGAAUAAGUAAUCAGGCAGCCAAAAUACUAAUCACGUAAAAACAGGCAGGAGCAUUUUUAUAGUACUCUAACACACGUGUUGUUGGCUGCACUUCUUAGUGCACCCUGGGGGUUUCAGUGGUUGGUGAACACACACUACAGUCCUGCCGAAUCUGGGAAUCAAACCAGCAACUCUAAUUACAAGCCCAAUCUUUUACUGCUAUUUUGAGGACAGUCGGCUACAAACUACAGUGACAGCAGUUUAGUUUUAUGGUUGAGAUGUAGUUACAGUAGAGUUUUGGUGCGUCAACUAAAGAAUUGCUCAUAACUACAGUCAAUUUUAUACACAAUCUCAUGAUUUUGGAAAAAUUAAAAUAAUUCAAAAUAAAAUCUUAAUUUUCCUCCUGUAGUGCUUCGCCUGCUGUUUGUGGGUGUUUCUGUUUGAACUGUGUAUUUUGUCUUCAGCUGUUGAAAUCCUGAAUUGGGUUGAGAUCAGGUGGCUGAAUUAUAAUAACAAAAAAUAAAACAAUUCAUUUAUGUAGCAUCUUUCAAAACACUCAAGUAAUGAUUGUGCAAAUAGCUGUAGAUUGUAACCUUCUUUACAAAGAUGAGCUUUGAGUAUCGACGUAACAAAUAGGGUGGAUCAUAACCAUAGACCAGGGGUCGGCAACCUCGACCACUCAAAGAGACAUUUGGACUGUUUCGCACAGAAAAAAAACACUGAGAGCUUAGUCAAUAAAUGUCCAAAUGUUCAAUUUUUUUAUUGUAAAUGCAAAAUAUUCUCUUCAAAAUUUCUAGUACUUUAAUAUUUUUGGAUUUGUAAUUGGAUUUGUAAUCCAUUUUCCCAGCGUGGAUCUGUUAGUUUAUAAUUGAUAAUUAACUUAAUUGAUAUUAAGUCGUAUAAAAAGUGUCACAUUUUUAGAAGGAAUAUAGACAAUGAGGGCUGUGUUAAAUUUUUCAUAAAACAGUCACACAAAAAAUAGAUCUAACUUAUUUUCCUAACAGCAAAUAAUGAGGCUUCUUGUGUGUCUAAACUUAUAACUUUAUCACAGUUGUGUGUUUGCUGCUGUCAAAUCAAGGUUAUUAACCAACACAAGGUAAAUAUACAGGAAUAAAGACCUUUGGUCCAGAUCAAUAACAACUCUCAUUGGCCUCUGAUUGGCUCACAAUACCCUCAAAAAAAGCCUGACCUAGUCCUUAUAUGCUGGCUCUAUUCUGGGUACUUGAUGUAAAAGAUUUCACCAGCUUCAACAGGAUGGCUCGAAUUGUGGCUUUGUUUCUCCUGUGCCAAAUACUUUCACCCACAACUGUUACAUCUAAGAAAGUAUGUGGCCGUCCACCGGUCACUGAUGGGAUUGAAGAGUCAGCCAUAAAACGAGUUUAUGAGGUUGGAGAAACAGUGACCCUUACAUGUGGGCAGGGUUACAACCCAUCAACGUCACAUGCGACACAACGCGUGACCUGCACUGGCACAGGGGAAUGGACCCAGUCAAAUUUGGCUUGUUCUCCUAAAAUGUGUCCGAUUCCCCGACCAUUGCAGCCUUUAGCAAUGGGCAAGACAGAGGCUCCUUUCAAGACCGUACUUAACUACACAUGUGACAGUGGGUAUGUCAUGCAGGGAGCCAAUGAGAGCAGGUGUUUACAUGAUGGUACCUGGAGCAGUCCUCCCCCUAUGUGUAAAGCUGUGUACUGUCCACUGCCUAAGCCACCAAAAGACGGAAGAAUUGUCCAUGAAAAGACUCUCACAGGAAAUACUGUCAUGUA